Molecule: messenger RNA, 1935 nt
Organism: Drosophila busckii
Lineage: Eukaryota; Metazoa; Arthropoda; Insecta; Diptera; Drosophilidae
Gene: SmydA-8
Product: SET domain-containing protein SmydA-8
Exons: 2
Coding region: 396-1811 (471 amino acids)
Molecular function (GO): protein binding
Source: RefSeq, a predicted model, not a curated record
UGUUUUUUAGUUGCGCGCUGCGUUUAAUACUCUCUGAGGGCGUCGCUGCCGCAGCUCAGCCUCAGUCAGCGUCAGCGCCUGCGUCUCGGCUAGGUCUUGUCGUUCAGUCACCGCCAGUCGCCAGUCGCCAGUCACCAACCAUUGCCAUCGGCAUCGCCAGCGCCAUCGUUAGCCAUCAUCACUCGCAAACUGGCGUCGCGUCGCGUCACGUCGUUUGUCGCUCGGUUUUGACUUUUUGCUGCUCAGAGCUUUUCUUCUUUUUUUUUAUUUUCUGUUGUUGUUGUGGCUGCUGCUGCUGCGGCUGCUGCCUGCUACUGUUGCUUUGGUCAGUCGAUCCUGACGCCAAGUGACAAGUGAACGCGCGUACAGUCGAGAGAGUGAGAGUGAGAGAGAGAAUGAAUACCACAGCCACUAUGCUGGCCCACAUGGCGCCCAGCCGGAACACAACGCCCGAGCAGCUGGCGCGCCUCAUCGAUGUGCACUUGGGUGAGCUGCGCGAGGAGCUGCCCAACUGGACGCUGGCCCCAUCGCCGGUAGCCGGACGCGGCGUCUUUGCCACACGUCCCAUUGCCGCCGGCGAGCUCAUAUUUCGCGAGCGUGCUCUCGUCGUGGGUCCCACCGCCCGCAAAGGAUCCCAGCUGAACACAUGCGUUUGCUGCCAUCGCCUGUUGUCCGCCAAGCAGUUUCUCUGCCCGCAUCACUGCACGCUGCCCGUUUGUGGCGACUGCGCCGACUCCGAGGCGCAUCAGAAUGAAUGCAAGCACUUCCAGCGCUGGCUGCCCAAGGAUCUGAGUCAGGAGUGUCAGGAUGCAGUCAUUGCUGGCACAGCUACUGCAACCACAACAGCAACAGCAACUGCUGCUGACUCCACGCCGGCGGAUGUGGUGAAUCCGCUGUCGCUGCGCAUACUCACGGCGGUGCGCGUGUUUUAUCUCAGCAAGGAGCAGCGUGCGCUGGUGGAUGCCAUGCAGGCGAAUGCGGAGCGUGGCUAUCGCCAGGAGAUCAUCAAGGCGGCGCAAUGCUUUCGCAAAUUCCCCACCACGGACAAGCCCUUCAUGGAUCAGCUGUUCCGCGUGGUGGGCGUGCUCAAUACAAAUGCCUUCGAGGCGCCCUGCCGUGUCGAUGGACACGAAUCGCUGCUGCGUGGUCUCUUCCCGCUGACCGCCAUUAUGAACCACGAGUGCACGCCCAAUGCCAGCCACUACUUUGAGAAUGGCCGACUGGCGGUGGUGCGUGCCGCGCGAGAUAUACCCCAGGGUGGUGAGAUUACCACCACAUAUACCAAGAUACUGUGGAGCAAUCUGACGCGCAACAUAUUCCUCAAGAUGACCAAGUACUUUGCAUGCAACUGCGAUCGUUGCAACGACAAUACAGAGAAUGGCACUUAUUUGUCGGCGCUGUUUUGCCGGGAGCAGGGCUGCAAGGGUCUGGUCAUUCCCGUGCAGACGAAGACACUGCAGCCGGACUGGCGUUGCCUCAGCUGCGAGAAUGUCUUUCCCCAUGCCAAGAUGGCGCGGUAUCAGGACUUUGCUCUGAAUACGAUAAACAAUCGCAUAAACACGUGCAGCGUCCAGGACAUGAUACACUUCAUCAAUGAGUUCUGCCCGCGCUUCUGUCCGCCGUCCAAUUAUGUACUGAUCGAAGCCAAGUUAAAUGUGAUUUGGCGCAUGACACGCCUGGGCGCCGAGGAGUACACGCCCGAGGAGUAUGCCCACAAGGAUCGUUAUCGCGAGGAGAUUCUAGCGAUUCUACACAAGCUGGGCGCCGGUGAGUGUACGCUCAAGAAGCUCAUCACGGAGGAGAUCCAAUGAAUGUGAACCACUCGAAGCUAAGCCCACAACACUGUAUGUGUGUGUUUAAAUGUGUGUGUGUCCAAGUGUGUAUGAGUGUGUUAGUGUGGCUUACUUUGUGUUUGCAUUAACUGUUUUUUUUUUU